Molecule: messenger RNA, 2003 nt
Organism: Trichechus manatus latirostris (Florida manatee)
Lineage: Eukaryota; Metazoa; Chordata; Mammalia; Sirenia; Trichechidae
Gene: OGFR
Product: opioid growth factor receptor
Exons: 6
Coding region: 4-1392 (462 amino acids)
Cellular component (GO): membrane
Molecular function (GO): opioid growth factor receptor activity
Source: RefSeq, a predicted model, not a curated record
AGGAUGCUGGGCUCCCGAAACUGGCGGGCCAUGCAGGACAUGCGCAGGUACCGGCACCACUACCCGGAUCUGGUACAACGAGACAGCAAUGGGGACAUGCCCAACCUGAGUUUCUACAAAAACGAGAUCCGGUUCCUGCCAAAUGGCUGCUUCAUUGAGGAGAUUCUCCAGGACUGGAGGGACGACUACGACCUCCUGGAGGACAAUCACUCCUACAUCCAGUGGCUCUUUCCUCUGCGGGAACCAGGAGUGAACUGGCACGCCAAGCCCCUCACGCUGAGGGAGAUCGAGGCAUUCAAAAGCUGCCCGGAGGUCAUGGAGCGGUUCGUCCUGGCCUACGAGCUCAUGCUGGGCUUCUACGGGGUCGAGCUGGAGGACCGGGUCACAGGUGCAGUGUGCCGCGCACACAACUACCAGAAGCGCUUCCAGAACCUAAACUGGCACAGCCACAACAACCUCCGCAUCACGCGCAUCCUCAAGUCGCUGGGCGAGUUGGGGCUGGAUCACUACCAGGCGCCGCUGGCGCGCUUCUUCCUGAAGGAGACGCUGGUGUGCCGGCAACUGCCUGCCGUGCGUCAGAGCGCGCUGGACUACUUUGUGUUCGCUGUGCGCUGCCGCCGCCAGCGCCGCGCGCUCCUGCGCUUCGCCUGGGAACACUUCCGGCCACGCUGCAAGUUCGUCUGGGCGCCACAUGACAAGCUGCUGCGGCUCCCCCUCCGCUCGCCUACCCGCCAGCGAGAGGAUGACAGUCCCGGGGGACCCCUCGACGAGGCCAGCGCCCGAGGUCGGACCUGCGGGCCGGGCGGGGACAGUGCGCCCCAGGAGGCAAAAUCCUCCAAGGGAGACCCGGAAGAUGCGCCCAGCGAGGUGGAUGCGUGCGGUGAGCAGGGGCCUGAGCCGUCAAGCCCCAAAGAGAGCAAGAAGAGGAAACUGGAAGUGAACCGGCCUGAGCAGGCCGCAGGGGAGCCAGGCCCACAGAGCGCCUCGGAGGUGGAAAAAAUAGCCCUGAACCUGGAGGGGUGCGCCCUCAGUCAGGGCAGCCUCGGGGUGGGCGCCCAGGACACCGAGGAAGACGAGCGGCCCUGCCCCCAGCCCAUGGAGGCCAAGGUGGCUGCUGAUGAGGUCAGGAAGCGGCGGAAGGUGGACGAGGGCGCAGCCGCCAGUGGUGAGGCCCAGAUGCCGGCUCCCACCUCAGGCCCGGCUGCAUCAGAGGGACCCGAAGCCAGAGAGGGCGAGAGUGGUGUGGGCAAGGAAGCAGAAGGCGCGGCAGGGGAGGAGCAGAGUGCUCCCGGGAGCCCUGCAGAGGGCCCAGCCCAGGCCACCACCGGGCCCCAAGUGGAUGAAGGGGCAGCGGCCGGGGCGGGGCCUUUAGCCACACCCACAGAGCCAUAGAGGAGGGGGUGCAGGCUGCACCUCCAGCCACCUCGAGGCAGCCCUGCCGGUGAGGGGUUGGGGACAAGGGUCCUGGGAGCCCUGUUGUCUGCCUUUCCCAGCGCCCGGCAGUGCUGGCCUCUCCCUGGGGGGGGUGCGGGUCAGGUCACUGCAGCACACACACGCACCCCCCAGGGAAGACCGAGACCCCUUGGGGAGGUCAAAUACGGACUGCAGAAUUCUUACCUCGAAGGAGAGGAUUUCCGGCUGUUUCCUGCCCCAGUCCUUCUUUAUCUUUGUAAAUUGACCUUAGGGGACUGGGGUAGGGGCUCAUUUUCUUAGUGUGGUGCCGGGUCCUUUUCUGAAUAAACUCAUUGGACUUCAAGUUUCGGGGGCAUGAAUGGGACCCUGUCAGUGGUGGGUGGUCUCUGGACUUGCUUCCUCCCCUUGGGUUCAGAGUGGCCUUGUGGGGCUGCAGCACGGUUCUGCCCAGUGGGCGGUCCUCCAGGCUGUCACUGCCCCGCAGCGCACAAGACGCCGGAGCCUCUCUCCCGCACACCGCCGAGCACAGACACGCUUUUUUUAAUAUUUGGUGUUUGGGGUGAAGGUUUACACAGCAGUUUAGGUUCCCA